AUGAAAUCCCCGAGUCUUUAUAUCGAAUUCCGACGCCACAAGACUGAAUUAAACACAAAGGAACUCUCCAGAGGACAAUCCGAAUGCCAACCAGUAGUGUUUGGCUUCUGUUUGCUUAGACGCCGCAGCCGCCAAGAACAAAUAUCAGGUGUCUGCGGCGAGGCGGCCUCCGUGAUCCAUAAUCCUCGCUCGCGCGCCCGAAAAAAGGCGGCAAGAAGAGUCCUUCGGGAGCCGACGGGAGCCACGCCGCCCACCGCGCAGGGGAGGAAGGGGCCGAGAGAGUGCGCGGCAGACCCCUUCCACUCACCCACUCCACAGCCCCUCAACCUCCACUCUCCCACUCCACGGCCCCUCAACCUCUACUCAUCCACUCAACAGCCCCUCAACCUCCACUCACCCUCUUCAGCUCACCAAUCCACAGCUGCUCACCCACUCCACAACACCUCAGCCUUCAAACCUAAACAGCCCCAUCCCUCGAUCACUCGCUCUGAACUUCCCCAAACAGCCCCUUCCCUCUCCCACUCCACAGCCCCUCAAACUCCACUCACCCACUCCACAGCCCCUCAACCCCCACCCACCCACUCCACAGCCCCUCAACCUUCACUCUCCCACUCCACAACCCUAGAAACUCCACUCACCCACUCCACGGCCCCUCAAACUCCACUCAUUCGCUCCACAGCCCCUCAACCCACCCACCCACCACAGCCCCUCAACCUUCACUCUCCCACUCCACAACCUAGAAACUCCACUCACCCACUCCACGGCCCCUCAAACUCUACUCAUUCGCUCCACAGCCCUCAACCGCCACCCACUCACUCCACAGCCCCUCAACCUUCACUCUCCCACUCCACAACCCUAGAAACUCCACUCACCCACUCCACGGCCCCUCAAACUCUACUCAUUCGCUCCACAGCCCCUCAACCGCCACCCACUCACUCCACAGCCCCUCAACCUCCACUCACCUACUCCUCAGCCCCUCAACCUCUACUCAUCCACUCCACAGCCCCUCAACCUCCACCCACUCACUCCACAGCCCCUCAAUCUCCACCCACUCACUCCACAGUCCCUCAACCUCAACUCACCUACUCCACAGCCGCUCAACCUUCACUCUCCCACUCCAUAGCCCUAGGACCUUUACUCACAUCACUUACUCACUCCACAGCUCGGGAACCUCUACUCAACCACUCCACAGCCCCUCAACCUUUACUCACCCACUCCACAGCUUAA
Molecule: messenger RNA, 1227 nt
Organism: Penaeus vannamei (Pacific white shrimp)
Lineage: Eukaryota; Metazoa; Arthropoda; Malacostraca; Decapoda; Penaeidae
Source: RefSeq, a predicted model, not a curated record